AUGGAGAAGAAAUUAUAUGACGAUUUGAAGUCGAAUGGACUCUCGGGACAGAACCCUGAUGAGAUUGGUGAUUGUUUGUUGCUUGAAACUAUGAUUUUGACACAUGUAUGGUGGUGCAUUGAGCUGGCAGGGGUGAUUCCAUUGACACACUCUCAACUUCCAAAUUUGAAUAUAUUGAUUCUUGUGACGGCAUUCGUCGGAACCGCAAUUGCUUUUGGAUGCUUCUCUGGCACUGCCAUCAUCGCCAAGUGCAGGGAGUACCUGUACCUCAGCGGUCUGCUUUCAUCUGGCCUCUCCAUUCUUCUCUGGCUGCAGUUUGCUACUUCAAUCUUUGGUCACACCAGUUCCACCUUCGUUCAAGAUGAAGAAUGCGCAGGAGAAAUCCGAAGACUAGAAGAAGAGGCUGCUGAAUGA
Molecule: messenger RNA, 414 nt
Organism: Miscanthus lutarioriparius
Lineage: Eukaryota; Viridiplantae; Streptophyta; Magnoliopsida; Poales; Poaceae
Source: the annotation of a GenBank genome assembly